AAGCCUAGAUGAUGACAGGCCAAAAAGUGCACAUCAUACCUGAUGUUACGAAAGUGCACAUCAAUGGAACAUGGACCUAGAGAAUUUUGUAAAGAAGAAUUCUCAAAUUGUCCUCCUAACGAAGCACUUAGUUUAGAUGAUUCUAGUAGUAAUCUGGAGACGUAUCCAGAAUAUAAGAACAUGGACCUAGAGAAUUUUGUAUAUGAAAAGGUUUCAGAAGAAAUUGAAGCAAGAAAGGAGGCUAAUGAAAGAAUUCCAUUCCAUCUUCAUUUUCCAAAUACGCUUCUGAGUUUAGUUGAUGGUAUGGUUGUGAUUGGGCUGUUCUCUGUUUGCUAUUUUGUAUAGUUCAUCCUUUAAUUAAAGAUAGAAAAUAAAAAAUAAAAUCAGAACAUUAAAUAAACUCAUCCUGGUUCAUGAAGGCGUCUGAAUAUAAAACCAGGACUUUUUAUAAUUUAUGCUUUUUUUGGCCUGUUUCUUGACAUAGUGAUCUAACUAUGCUUGGUCAAAAUUUACAAACACAGAUAUUGAUGUUCCGGGUGAUUCGGCAUCUAAACUGAGUGAGAAUGUUAGAGUAGCUAGUCCUUAUGGAGAUCCUUCAAGUAACAUGCUAAGAGAUGAUGAUCCAAGUGGUGCAAUAUUCCUGCGCACAAACUGGCAGUUGCAAGGGUACUUACAAGAGCAAGAUGAUAUAAUUGAAAAGAAUGGAGUUCCUGUCUCUUUGAAUGGGUUUGAAAUUGUUCUACGACAGCUACAGAAGUUGGCACCUGAACUACAUCCAGUUCACUUUCUGAGCUACUUGAAUUUUAAUUUGGCUGAAUUAGACCUUAGCUUCUUAUCCCAGGAAGGAGAAAAAGGUACUGGUUGCUGCUAGUGUUAGUGAGUGUUAAAAGAGAACACACUGUUUAAAGGGUUGC
Messenger RNA from Arachis ipaensis, 914 nucleotides. The record is from RefSeq and is a predicted model, not a curated record. NCBI's taxonomy places the organism in Eukaryota, Viridiplantae, Streptophyta, Magnoliopsida, Fabales, Fabaceae.